AAACAUAUGGUACACUUUGUUAUGAUAUGGUUAGGAUUGUCAAUCAGUGAUCUGUAUCGCCGUACAAAAACUGCAUGGAUUUAUAGGUCUAAAAAGAGCCAAUAAAAAUGUUUGGGUAAGCCAAUUGAAUCAAGUACACUUCAUAAAGCAUUUCAUCUUUAAAUUACAAAUGGACACUUGCCAAUUAUGAUAAAACGACGUAUUGCAACUGAGAGCAUAUCAAAAUGUUACAUAACUUUUUGACUACUUACUCACCAUGGCUAGAUCUUGUACUUCACUGGAACUUAAAUAUACCUUUGCAUCUUCAAUUAAAAGAAAACGAAAAAAAUGAUUUUCCAGAAAACAAAGGUCAUAAGAUUAAUGAAAAAGUUCUACUUAUGUACAUGAUAAUUUUGUGGACCAUACUAUAUUCUCUUUCUAAAAAGUGCCUCAAUGUAUACUUUCGUAAUUUAGGAUAUGCAUUGAUACGCAGAAACCGAAUUGUCAAUGUUUUAUGGAGCUGUGGAUUUACGUAUGUCAUCUUUUUAUACACUCUACUGCUAUGGAACUCACUUCUCAAGCCAGAAUUAUCUGUCAUAAUUAUAAAAAGUUUUUACAUACACUACAGCAGCAUUAUACUACUAAAUAACAACUGGUUGAAAGGAUUUUCAAAUAUUUUCUUCAUGCUAUUUAUCUUUGGGAUUCCUCGACAAAGUCUUCAGCCAUCUGUUACAAGUAUUUUUCUACUUAAAUCUAUUGAUAUAUUGAUAUUGGAUCUGUGUCGAAUAUUAUACUUAAGGUGGCCAUUUAAAGUUAAACAGUUUUAUUCAAAAACAUUGUACAUAAUGUAUUGCAUGUUUUGGACUUACUUGUAUAUGGUGUACGUUCCCACAAAUUUACUAUUAUCUUAUAAAUAUCAAUUAAGGCAUGAAAAGUUAUUCCUAUGGCUGUGGUUUACAACUCAAUACCUGGAUUUCGUUUGGUUGGAUUUUAUAAGAAAUUUCAAUUCAUCACAGUUGCUAGACCUGUGCUUGUUUUCCAGUCCCUCUGCAGAAACUAUUCGUUUAACGAAAAUUUUAAAGGCUCACCGUGAAAUAGAAAAUCGAAAAAGUACUGAAACUGUGGCGGUGAAAAAAGAAUUGUGGCAAACGCUUCUUUGCGCUAUGACAAUGAAGAAAAAAAUUAAUAGACUAAGAAAAUCUAAGCAAGCAAAAGCCAAAGGUUUAUCUGUACAAGACGAUUCAGGUGAUACCAAAGAAACAGACUAAACUUAUGAAUACUGUGUAUUUGAAACGAUAAUCAUUAUCUUGUAAAAUAUGUAAAUAUUUAAAUAUAUCGAUAUUUUUUCUACAAAA
This is a messenger RNA of Nasonia vitripennis (jewel wasp), 1334 nucleotides long. RefSeq lists its product as uncharacterized. Lineage: Eukaryota; Metazoa; Arthropoda; Insecta; Hymenoptera; Pteromalidae. The coding region runs from base 225 to 1247 and encodes 340 amino acids. The record is from RefSeq and is a predicted model, not a curated record. The transcript is spliced from 8 exons.